AUGGUAGACUACCUGAUCAGUGGCUGCACCAGCUACAUGCCCGAGAACGAGCUCACAGCGCAGCAGUUCUUUGCCAUCUCCAACAGCCUCACCUACAAUGAUUUCCUGAUCCUGCCAGGAUUCAUAGACUUCACAGCUGAUGAGGUGGAUUUGACUUCAGCUCUAACUCAGAAAAUCACUCUGAAGAUACCAUUGAUCUCAUCUUCUAUGGACACUGUAACUGAAGCUGAUCUGGCCAUUGCAAUGGCUUUGAUGGGUGGCACUGGUUUCCUCCACCAUAACUGUACUCCUGAAUUCCAGACCAAUGAGGUGCGCAAGGUCAAGAAAUUUGAACAGGGCUUUAUCACAGAUCCCAUUGUUUUGAGCCCCUCACACACAGUGGGAGACAUGCUAGAGGCCAAGAUGCGGCAUGGUUUCUUAGGCAUACCCAUAACCAAGAUAGGCACCAUGGGCAGCAAGCUGGUUGGCAUCAUUACUUCCCAUGACAUAGACUUCCUCACUGAGAAGGACCAUGUGACCUACCUCAGUGAGGUGAUGACAAGUCGGAAUGACUUGGUGGUGGCAACAGUGGGUGUGACACUGAAGGAAGCCAAUGAGAUCCUGCAGCGCAGCAAGAAAGGAAAGCUGCCUAUUGUAAAUGACAGUGAUGAAUUAGUAGCCAUCAUCACCCAGACUGACCUGAAGAAAAACUGGGAUUAUCCCCUGGCCUCCAAAGAUGCCCCCAAGCAGUUGCUCUGUGCAGCCGCUGUGGGCACCCGCAAGGAUGACAAAUACCAACUGGACUUGCUCAUGUAGGCGGGUGCUGAUGUCAUUGUGCUGGACUCAUCUCAAGGGAAUUCAGUGUAUCAGAUUGCUAUGGUGCACGACAUCAAGCAUAAGUAUCCCCAACCAGGUGGGAAUGUGGUGAUGGCAGCACAGGCCAAGAACUUGAUUGAUGCAGGUGUGGUUGGGCUUCGAGUGGGCAUGGGCUGUGGCUCCAUCUGUAUCACCCAGGAAGUGAUGGCACAUGGCCAUCCCCAGGGCAACGCUGUGUACAAAGUGGCUAAAUAUGCCCGUCACUUUGGAGUCCCUGUCAUUGACGACAGUGGGAUCCAGACAGUCAGGCAUGUGGUCAAGGCCCUGGCCCUCGGAGCCUCUACAGUAAUGAUGGACUCCCUGCUGGGCGCCGCCACAGAAACCCCAGGGGAGUACUUCUUCUCCGAUGGCAUGCGGCUCAAGAAGUACAGGGGCAUGGGCUCUCUGAAUGCCAUGGAGAAGAGUAGCAGCAGCCAGGAGAGAUACUUCAGUGAGGGGGACAAGGUGAAGGUUGCACAGGGUGUCUCGGGCUCCAUUCAAGACAAAGGCUCCAUCCAGAAGUUUGUACCCUACCUCAUCGCUGGCAUGCAGCACGGCUGCCAGGAUAUCGGUGCCCAGAGUCUCUCUGUCCUGCUUCAUGAGAAGCGGACGAUGUCAGCCCAGAUCGAAGGUGGCAUCCAUGGCCUCCAUUCUUACGAGAAGCCACUGUACUGGAGGAAGGGGUGGAGGAGUCCCCCGUGGGGCCCCCUCAGGCACCACCUCCCUCCAUAA
This is a messenger RNA of Dromiciops gliroides (monito del monte), 1566 nucleotides long. RefSeq names its product inosine-5'-monophosphate dehydrogenase 1-like. The record is from RefSeq and is a predicted model, not a curated record. Gene Ontology annotation, biological process: GTP biosynthetic process. Gene Ontology annotation, cellular component: cytoplasm. Lineage: Eukaryota; Metazoa; Chordata; Mammalia; Microbiotheria; Microbiotheriidae. Gene Ontology annotation, molecular function: IMP dehydrogenase activity.